Messenger RNA from Nerophis lumbriciformis (worm pipefish), 2076 nucleotides. NCBI's taxonomy places the organism in Eukaryota, Metazoa, Chordata, Actinopteri, Syngnathiformes, Syngnathidae. The record is from RefSeq and is a predicted model, not a curated record.
CUAUCGUAAACAAUGGCGAGAGAAGAGAAGACAAGCUGGAUGUUGACCGGCGCCACCGUCGUCUGUGUUCUCGCUCUCUAUGUGCCGCGCGUGCAGAAGACAGUCCCCGGUGGUGAUUCAGGAGAGCUGAUCACCACUGCCUGUGAGCUGGGGGUGGCUCACCCUCCCGGAUAUCCGCUUUUCACUCUGUUAUCGCGCCUGGCUAUGUGUCUUUUGCCCACACUCUCACCAGCUCACAGUAUCAACCUAAUGACCAGCUUGCUGGGGGCAGUGGCAUGUGGCAUCCUCUGCAUGACUGUAUGCAGGUUGAUAGGUCCUGGUCCUGGAGCAGUACUGGCUGGAGGAGUAUUUGCCGUUUCUAGGCUGAAUUGGCAGUGGUCAAUGGUCGCAGAGGUUUUCACCCUCAACAACCUUUUUACUGGGUUGCUCUUCCUGUCUGCUGCUAGCUUUCACUUGGCUAAGAAUGCAUCAGAGAGGCGAAAGCGUUCACAGAGGGGGGCGCUCUGCUGUGGGCUGGGGCUAUGCAACCAGCAUACCCUGGCGCUGUAUGUAAUUGUAGUCAUCCCAUGGGUCUUCCAUAGACUCCACUCAAACAGGGAGCUGUCUCUGCGUAGCCUCAUGUCAAUGGGACUGUGUUUCCUACUAGGCUUAAUGCCUUACAUCUUCCUUCCUUUAUCCUCCUAUGCAAACUCAGCCCGUUGGAGCUGGGGGGACCAGACCACCGUGUCAGGUUUGCUAACCCACCUGCUCAGGAUUGAAUAUGGGACUUUCAGUCUGGCAAAGACAGAGAGCUCUGUUAACAUGACCUUAUUACUCAAGGCCCAGUUGGACCACUGCCUGGCAGAUCUCUCUCUUCCUGUUGUAUCUCUGGCAGGAUUAGGCCUCCUUCUUUCUUCAACGGAUAGAACAUGUCGCUCCAUGUCCUGGCUGUUGACUUCUAUGUUGCUCAUAUACUCAAUGUUUUUUGCCUGGAGGGCAAACUUGGACAUCAGUAGACCUUUACUGCUUGGAGUGGUGGAGCGUUUUUGGAUCCAGAGUGACGCUAUAGUGUGUUUGCUGGCUGGCCUCGGCUUCGGCCUGGCCUUCAAUGUGCUGGAGCGGAUGCUAGGCCAUGGGGGGUUUUGGAAGACCGCAGCCUGGAUCCUUACCACGGUUCUACUAGCACACAUGGUGCACAUUAACCACAGGGAAUGUGACCAGAGCAGCAACAGUGUGGUGGAGCGAUUUGGCAGGGAGCUUUUAGCUUCCUUUCCAAAAGAUUCCAUCAUUCUGACCAGAGGAGACCUGCCGGGAAACUCCCUACGCUACCUGCACUACUGUCUCGAUGUACGACCUGAUGUGCGCCUAGUCGACCAGGAGAUGAUGACAUACAGUUGGUAUGUGGAAAAGCUGGGGGCUCACCUCCCUGGUGUGAACUUUCCCGGCCACCAAUGGGACCCAGUCCACUUAAAGGAGAACAACACCUUCAAUCUGGAGCAGUUUCUGAUCCACAACUCCCAGAGGGACGUGUUUGCCUGUAUUGGGCUGAAUGACGGUGACCCAAGCUGGGGACGCAGCUUUUCUCGCUGGCCUUUUGGUGUCUGUGACUUUUUGGUACCCGCUCGGAGGCAAUUUCGCCCUAAAGAGUGGGCGAAUCGCACACACAGCCUUUAUAACUGGAGUGAACCACACAACCGUUUUCACUCUGCAUCCUGGGAGCGUGUGGCAAACGAAGAGAUGUGGCAAGCCAGGAUGAAGACAGCUUUCUUUCUGUUUGACCUGGCAGAGCGGAUGCAGGGCGAGGGCAAAUCUGACCUCUUUGAGCUGUCUUACACUCUGUAUAAAGCGCUUGUGGAGUCCCACUCUAAUUACCCCACAAACUGGGACAAGAACCUGGCACUGGCCUGCGAGCGCCUGCUCCGCUCAGGUCACCCAGGACACAGUCCGGACGGCCUGCUGACCUGCAGCAUCCAGCACUUUACCCUUUAUUUGGACAGAGAACCGGCAGACUCGCAAGCGUCUGCCAUACGUUCAGCUGUCGCCCACCUGCUGAAAGAAAGACACCGGCACCAUCAGGAACUCGGGCAAACUACCUGA